Styela clava is the source of this 960-nucleotide messenger RNA. RefSeq lists its product as uncharacterized. Gene Ontology annotation, molecular function: calcium ion binding. The record is from RefSeq and is a predicted model, not a curated record. NCBI's taxonomy places the organism in Eukaryota, Metazoa, Chordata, Ascidiacea, Stolidobranchia, Styelidae.
CUUAUCCAGUUUGCAACAAAGAGCUGUUCUAUUCCGUAAGUGACGAACAUGGGGAUUUGUGAAGUUAGUUAUGAAGAGCCAAAAAACAGAGUCGUUCACGGUUCAGCACAAUAUUAUCAGAAUAACGACCUUAUGAAAGAAUAUAGAGACGUAUUCAAUUUUUAUGAUGUGAAAAAAACUGGCCGCAUAGAAUUAAAUGAUUUCAUCGAAAUAUUGGAUCGAGUAGGGUUGGAUUCAUCAAUUGAAAAAAUAACAGAAGUAGCGAAAAACAUGGCUAUUCUUGAAUGCGAUCGACCUUUGUUGGACAAAAUAAGUUUUGAAGAUUUUGUGUCUCUUAUGAUUUCACUCGAUCCAGUGAAUUGGAUACGCGAUGAAGAAAUGCAUUUAGUGUUUCAGCGAUUUGAUACGGAUGCUGAUGGAUUCAUAUCAGGAAACGAUUUAAGAAAAUUGCUAACGAGCCUUGGAGAAAAUAUUGACGAUAACGAACUUCAAGCGAUGAUGUCAGAAGCAGAUAGAGAUGGCGAUGGCAAAGUUAAUUACAAUGAAUUCAUAAGAGUAAUGACGAAUACUUCCAACAAAACUUGUGAAAAAUCGAAAAAUAUGACCAACAACAAAAGUAACGUUACAGAAGCUAAAAUAGAAUCUACGUCUCAUACAUUAUCGCCUUCAAGAAAAAACAAAUCACAAGUAAAUGAAGACAAACAUAAUUCUAAACAGCGGAGAAGAUCCCGUCUACUACAGAUUCAAGAACAAGUGUCAAGAAUAAGAAUGCAAAUAGCUGUAAGAAGAAUAUUGAACAAAGGUUCAUGGAACUAAAUUGUUGCGUUUAUAAUUUUUUUAAAAGUGCCUGUCGUAUAAUUAUACAUUUACAAUCCUUGACUUGAAUUAUUGUGAACAUGAAUAUAAAAAUAUUUAUUAUAUACUGGCAUGCUUGCUAUAUCUCAACUAUACUUCGCAGAU